AUGGAGAAGGCAGCGCAGCAGCAGCAUCCCGCAUCCCACGCCCCCGCGUGGGCGCCCCCUGCCCGGCGCCCACGGGGCUGGGCACCGCCCGGGACCCGCCGGGGCCGCGGGACACGCCGGGGCCGGGGGACACGCCAUGCUCCGGGGGACACGCCAUGCUCCGGGGGACACGCCGUGCUCCGGGGCGCCGGCAGCGGAGCGGGCGCCGCGGGGCCCGGGCGCUCCCCCCGGGGCAACAGCUCCACGCAGCGCCCGGGGCGGGGUGGGACGCGGGCUCGCCUCCCUCCGCACGGCGGGGAAAAGGCAGAAAAGCGGCGGCUCCCGCCCCGCUGCCGGCGCUCCCGAACCCCUCCCCAGCACGGCCGCGGGCUGCGGGAGAAGGGCAACGCACUCCGCCGAAAGCCCCCCGAACCGAAAGGGGAGGAGCGCCGAGGGGCUCGGAGGACUCACCGCAGCGCGGCCGCCGUUCCUGCCGGGGCGGAGGGCUCGCUGCCCGCGGUCCGCCCGCCGUUCCUGCCGGGGCGGAGGGCUCGCUGCCCGCGGUCCGCCCGCCGUUCCUGCCGGGGCGGAGGGCUCGCUGCCCGCGGUCCGCCCGCCGUUCCUGCCGGGGCGGAGGGCUCGCUGCCCGCGGUCCGCCCGCCGUACCUGCCGGCGCGGCGCUGCGCUGCGCGGCGCGGAGCCCGCCCGGCCCCUGCCCACAAUGGGCCGCGCCCGCCCCGCCCGGCGCGCUGGCGUCACCGCCCGCCCGCCGCCGGGACUUGUAGUGACGCGCGGGGCGGGGGCUCCGCCACCGGGGGUGCCCUGCUGGGGGUACCGCACCGGGGCCGCUAG
This is a messenger RNA of Vidua macroura (Pin-tailed whydah), 831 nucleotides long. RefSeq names its product atherin-like. Bases 1 to 831 code for a protein of 276 amino acids. The transcript has a single exon. NCBI's taxonomy places the organism in Eukaryota, Metazoa, Chordata, Aves, Passeriformes, Viduidae. The record is from RefSeq and is a predicted model, not a curated record.